Molecule: messenger RNA, 966 nt
Organism: Pisolithus orientalis
Lineage: Eukaryota; Fungi; Basidiomycota; Agaricomycetes; Boletales; Pisolithaceae
Exons: 5
Coding region: 197-784 (195 amino acids)
Source: RefSeq, a predicted model, not a curated record
GGCAAUUUCAUCGCCCCUAUGAUAGGCGCCCUCGUCAUCCAUACGUUGCCCGACUAAACGACUGGUCACAGCCCCCUAUGGUGGACCGGAAUCAACGAUUAUGAUAGUGUAUUGUCUGAUUUGUAUCCCUGAUUAGGCCCGUAAAGCUCUGGUGCCAUGUGCGGACCGCCUAUAGUGUCCACCGGAGCAUAAAAGGAUGUGGACCAAAUUUCUCGUCGUUCCGCCCGCUCCUGAUCCCAUACUCACUAUUAUAAUAUAUCAUAACCGACACUCCAUUGUGCUAUCUACAUUAUAUAUAGUCAUGUGUAAUCUUGUAGUGCCCAUCCGAACCUGUUCAAAGUGCCACCGAAAGGAGCGGUUGUUUGGGGACGGUAAUACCUCCAGCAGUGACAAGAUAGACAGCCAGGGGCUGUUGGGAUACAUGGAUCCCGCUCAAGAUUGCUACUCCCGCUGGUGUAUCUUUAGCAGCGAACAUCCGAAGUCCUGCAGUCACUGCUGGAUUACGUGCAAGCAUUCGCACGGAAAGACGAGGGAGAUUCAAGGUGGUUCGCCUUCCUACGUCUGCUACGGAUGUGCCCCUCGUGAAAGAAAACGACAAACAUGGAAGCCACCACGACCCGUGCACACGAAGACGAUGUCCUCAAGUUCCUUCCCACAGUUUCCUCGGCGUCAGCAAGCUAGUAACUGCACUCGCACGAUAGCAAGCCGCACUGCCAUCCAGGGCGACGGCUGCGUUCCCUUGCCUCUGUUCGUGGACUUUGACCGGACGAAAGCUUCCCUUUGAGCUGUUGGGUAACACUCCCCAUCCUCCCAUGUACUUCUUUCUUGAUAGACUACAUGCUGGAUCGUCUUGGGCAAAUGUACAGUACAGUCGUCGCCUUCAGUCCUACGUCGCAGAUGUGUUGCAGUGCCAAAUGGAAAGGAAGUCACACGAUGGCUGUGAGAUCCACAGCCGCAGUGCCAGAG